AUGACACGAAGGAAAAUCAAGAGUUACUAUCAACCCGACAAAGUAACAAUCGUAGAUUGGCAAGGAUCCCCUUUCUUGGUUACGACUGACGAAGGGAAGAAAACGAAAAUAGCCGGCUGUUCUAUGGUGGGAUGUUCCGACUACGUCAGAGCCGGUGACGUCACAGAUUGGAACGUUAACGAUGCUGAUUUGGAGGCUCAGCUAGCAGAUCCAGCUCAGCUCGGACGGCUGUUUGUUGAAUCUCGAACGAAAGACGAAGUGCGAGCAUUCGGUGGACGUGGCUUCUCUAUCGUGAACCUGGCCAAAACUCGAGUCUACGAGAGUGGUGACGAGAUCGAGGCUCACAGUCGGAAAGAGGCGAAGACCUUUAACGGCGCGUGCAGUGGUGACGGAACUCUGAGGCCCGAAGACGAGGCUGACGUCACCUCGGCAGAAUACGUGCCGGUCAGAGUGGUAAAAUCUACAUGUUUGCUCUGAAUCCGGAGGUGACCGCGCGGCCACUCCCUGUCUUCCAGCACAAGAUACGACGAAUGCCCGACCCCACCCGAACGUGGGAUGACCUUCACGCUAAUGGUUUAGCUGGAGACGCUGGAAUCGUUGACCUCAAGUUCGACCAGGACCGCCAUGCUCUGUUCGUGCUGUCGUCCAAAUCGAGCAGUGUCUCUGCGUACGAGAUGGUUGACCAGAACAGCGUGGUGCUCAGAGAGUUGAAGUAGGACUACCCAGUCAUGUUACCAGUCAGUCGAGUGUAUCGACUGUUCAAACUUAAAUCUGUUAUCGAAGUCUAUAGCCCACCUUCAUCUACAACAUAAAUAAAGUUUGUCUUGUGA
Messenger RNA from Gigantopelta aegis, 830 nucleotides. RefSeq lists its product as uncharacterized. The coding region runs from base 1 to 477 and encodes 158 amino acids. Lineage: Eukaryota; Metazoa; Mollusca; Gastropoda; Neomphalida; Peltospiridae. The record is from RefSeq and is a predicted model, not a curated record. The transcript is spliced from 5 exons.